Molecule: messenger RNA, 1465 nt
Organism: Actinia tenebrosa (Australian red waratah sea anemone)
Lineage: Eukaryota; Metazoa; Cnidaria; Anthozoa; Actiniaria; Actiniidae
Product: E3 ubiquitin-protein ligase RNFT1
Biological process (GO): positive regulation of ERAD pathway
Molecular function (GO): ubiquitin protein ligase activity
Source: RefSeq, a predicted model, not a curated record
AACCUUCUGCGUCAGAUAUUAGAAAAACAAAAUGGCGGAGAGCAACAGGAAUUUAUCUGCUUACCGACAGAGAUCGUCUCACGUACGAUCAGCAUCAUGGACAUACACACCAGGCAAUGGACAGAUAACUUUAUCGAACCUUAAUCCUUUAACAUCUGUGAUUCGCGAGUUUGUGCCUAGCUUUGGGUCGUCUGGAAGGACAGUAAACUCGAGAUCGACAUCAACGUCUCCCUUGUCUCCUAUGUCUCCUUCGACAUACGUGGACUUAUCUCACGCUCUAGGCUUCGAGACGGAGCCAGGACUUAAUCGUUAUGGAUCUAGAAUGCGAAACGACCCGGGGAGGUAUUCCCCAAACGUGAAUAUGAACUCUGGAAAUUCCUCCGACACGGAGGAGAAUGUUGAACAUGGAAACGGAAAUCGUAACACGAAUUCUAAUCAGGGAGGUGGAAAUGGAAAUACUCGGUCGAAUGGGGAUAGGAUGGAGUUUCAAGGCACGAUUUCGUGGCUUGAGAAGAGUUUGCCAUUUGUGCUGUUGUUGUUGAGCAGAAUUAUGUGGGAUCAUAGGCUUGGUAUCCUUGUGUUCAUUGGUCUGUGUGGAACAUAUCUUCAUGCCAAUAAUACUGUUAAAAGACAGGUUGCCUUGAAGGAUAGAAGGCUGAUAAGAGUGUCUCUCUGGACAUUUUUGUUUCUUUCUGGCAAUGUGUUCUUUAUUUACUAUGUCUUCUACAAUCAGCACCUGGAAAACUGCCUUGUGUUCAGCAGACCAAGUUUCCAUAAAAUGGAUGUGUGGACUGUAUUUUGGUGUACUGGUAUAACAGAUUUUGUUAUCCGUCUUAUUACAAUGGCUCUCAAAUCAGUUGUAAUCAUCAACCAUAAUAGAGUAAUCCCUUUCAGAAAGAGAGGCAAGUAUUACAUGCUUCUAGAACAUCUAUCUCAGUGCUACAGGAUGCUCGUCCCUAUUCCAUUAUGGUUUGCCUACUUUACAGACUAUAAUUAUGGUGGCGAGUACUUUGCAGUAAUUGCUACAUCAUUAUAUUUAAUUCUAAAGGGUCGUAUGGUGCUAGGGAAGAUAAGAGAGCUUUACAGUGCAUACCAGACCUUCUGUCGUGAUGUGCAAUAUGGUACUGUACCUUCUAAGCAACAAAUGUCUGAAGUCAGCGAUUCUUGUCCAAUCUGCCAAGAGGAACUAACAGACCCUAUCAUGCUCAGAACUUGCAAGCAUAUAUUUUGUGAGGACUGUAUAUCCCUGUGGUUUGACCGGGAGCAGACCUGUCCAAUGUGUCGAGCUAAGGUCGUAGGAGAUCCCACAUGGCGUGAUGGCUCGACUGCUGCAUAUGUUCAGCUCUUUUGAUAGUCGCUUACCUUCCGAAUACAAACUAGAUGGAUGGAUAUUGAAUGAUUUUAAAAUGUGUUAAUAUUAUUAAUAAGAAUUAUUGAUAAAUGAAAGAAAUGUUUUUAGUUAUAA